Messenger RNA from Spirodela intermedia, 2430 nucleotides. The record is from the annotation of a GenBank genome assembly. NCBI's taxonomy places the organism in Eukaryota, Viridiplantae, Streptophyta, Magnoliopsida, Alismatales, Araceae.
AUGCGAGGUCCUUCCGGCUCCUCUAUUACCGCGUCGGUACAGGAAGGAGGGGGCAGAGAUGCCAUCUACGUGGCGACGGUGCCUCUGAGGGCCACUGGUGGCCCUGCCCGGUUGCUGGCAUCGGCGGGCUACUCCCUCCGCCUGUGGGAACUGCAGCACUUCAUGGUUAUCGUCAAGCGCCACGAGGGCUCUUCGUCUGCGAUGAGGGUGCCAUGUCUGACUUUCACUGGACCCAUAUCAGUUCUAAAUCUAUGGCUGUAUUCAUCUGCUUUCUUUGAUCGUGGGAUUGAGGCUUUCAUUGAUAAAAACAUGAAUUUAAGUCGUUUCAAGUUUUUUUUUUUUUUCCACAUGUAACUCUUUGAGCCCGACCCUUGGAAUUUAGUGGAAAUUCAUGACGUGAAUAAUCUGCUAAGCAUUUUCCUGUGCUCUGUUAUGAUUAACUUUUUUAGGAAGUUCUGACUUAGAUCAUCGCCUCCUUGGAAAUCAUUGGAAAUCAAGAACAUGAUAAUUCUUUAAAACAUCAUUUUCCCAUGUUUGUGGUAAUAUCGUCAACUGAAAUAGUGGAAGUAUGUAUAGGUUUCAUUCUCAGCAUUUACCCUCGUGAUGACAGAUUGGUGUCAGGAAUCAAUUUGAGCAUUUGUGUUGCAAAAAUUAACGGAAAAUCGAUCUCUGUGUGUUGAAUGCUACGAAGCCACAGAUAUCUCGUUCUUUUUAACAGAAUAGUGACGCAAAUAUAUGUUUCAUAUUUAAUUAGGAAAUAAUUUUGUUUUACCUCCAUUUUCUCUAAAAGUUGCCUUAUUUUUUCAUUUUUUGUGGGAAAAUUAGGCCCUCAUGAGUAGACGAUGGCAAGGAAAGGAUUGCACUUCCCAUUUUCUACGUAAUUAUUAUUUUUAGGGAACAUGAAAAGCCCUGUUGAUCAGAGUUUUAACAUCUUUCUUACAAAAUGUAGGAAAUGCGGGAAUAAUUUGAACAACUAUUUUGCCUUGAGAUCUACUAAAGUUCAUCAAUGAGUAAAUAUGUAACAGUAUAUUAAUGGACCCUUUACUCAUCAAUGCUGACUUGAGUCGCUUAAUCUUCCCUUUCAAUUUAUAGACCCACAUCUUUACUUGUUCGUUUGAUGAUUAUGACCCCUUGUGCAGGCGGUGGUGUUUGACUUUCAACCUUGUGAUCCUGAGAACAUUUAUGUUGCAAUCGCAGCCCUAUCACGUAAAAGAGUACCAGGUGAUCGACCCUAAAAUCUAUGUUUUCAUGCACCGACGUUGGGUAUUUGCUAUUAUUGAGGUUGCAGUUGACAAAUUCAUGAUUGGAAUCCCUCUGUUAAAAUACGAGUUAUUGAUCUGCCUUUUUCUCUCUUUCCUCCUGUCUUUCUGAACUCUUGGCAGCUGAUCAAUGCUCACUGAGGGUGGAUCCUCCUUACGAGAUUGCAGCUGAAGUAAAAUCUAACCAACUCAUUAUUAAUUCCCUUCGACUUGGACAUGUCGAAAUCGAGCUUGAAAAAAGGGCUAAAUUGUCGCCUUACUUUUCAACAUUUUCUGUGUAGAAAUUAAGUGGAAUAAGUGUGGGAUUGGUUUGUAAUUUAAACAUUCUUGAUGUAUGGUGACAUGUGCCGGGCCCAUGCUCAAUUUAAAGCCCUCAAAGUCAAUCUUAUUAUCUCAUACUGCAGAUUCAGAGCAGUUGACCUAAUCUCCGAGAGGACAUUGGUCAAGGAACAAAAUCUUGGGAGAAGUCCAAGAUACUGUGGCAUUUAUAUCCCCGUGAAUAGUUUUCUAACUAAGACAAAAACCAUACAGUUUAUUUCUUGUUCUUUGCCGACUGGCUUCCCUGUUUACAUUCUCGGAGAUUAAUGCUCAUAUUUUAAUGGCAUCCUUUUAACCUUGUGAAUCAAAUGUCCUGACUAUAUUAAAGAUAUAUUUUUUAUAUUCUUUGGAAGAAACGCAUUAAAUCCCUCCUUCCUUUGGUACUUAAUAGAAAUUCCUUUUGUUUCAAAACAUUCCAGAGAAACCCGUAAAUCUUUACUCUUAGAACCAGUAUUAUGACUGUUUUCCACUAAUCCAGGAGUUAUUCUAAAGAGGACAUUGAACAGAAUGCCCAAGAGCAGAUGCUGGUUCAUUGGAAUAUGCAACUCAGAUGCCGUAGAGGUGGCCAAUAAAUUUAAUGAAGGAUGGGACACUAAUCUGAUCAUUGGCACGCAUGAUUGUCGGCACUACACUAAUGGUAAGUUAUUUCCUCUCCUGGAAUCUGAAUCUUCUCAUUUAGGGACACCCUGCUUUGUGUUUCCCAGGAAAAUGAGAUUAUAGAUAAAUAUAUAUAUGUAUGUCUGCAUAGUUUUCUAGUAAAUUUUCUCUUCUACAUUUGGUAGGGUUGGUCGGAGAGUUGACUGGUAAGGAUAGUAUUUUGGAGCACUUGAGAACUAAAGGGCUGGAUUCGUAA